Messenger RNA from Sus scrofa (pig), 1787 nucleotides. It is a transcript of the gene NUDT19, whose product is annotated as nudix hydrolase 19. Gene Ontology annotation, cellular component: mitochondrion. Lineage: Eukaryota; Metazoa; Chordata; Mammalia; Artiodactyla; Suidae. The record is from RefSeq and is a predicted model, not a curated record. Gene Ontology annotation, molecular function: hydrolase activity, acting on acid anhydrides, in phosphorus-containing anhydrides.
UGAGACCAAACAGCUCCGAUUCACCGAACGCCCCGUGCGCGCUUCGCCGGGAGUUCAACCAGCGGGACCCAGGCUUCGGUUCCCAAGUCGCUGUAAGCUCCGGCCACGCCAGAGCCCAGAGCCCGGAAGCCGUGCGCCGCCGCACACCAUGAGUUGCCCUCUGCGGCCGGGCGCAAGCAACUGGCGGCGAGCAGCCACUGUGGUGCUGGCGGCCGGUUGGCCGCGCUGGGUCCCUGCUGCCCCAUCGCGGCCUCAGCUGCCCGCGGAGGGAUUCCGGCUGCUGCUGCUGGAGCGCUCUGAGAAGCAAAACUUCCUGCCCGGGGCGCACGUCUUCCCGGGUGGGGUGAUGGACGCAGCAGACCGCUCGUCCGACUGGCUGCGCCUUUUCGCGCCGCACCACUGGCCGCCCCGCUUCGGCCUGGGGCCCGCGCCGCCCCAGCGCGUCGUCUUCCCGGGGCUGUCCGACGCCGUGGCCAGAGCCGUCGAUGGGGAUGCGGGAGCGCUGCCGGAUGACGUCGCCUUCCGCAUCUGCGCCAUUCGCGAGGCCUUCGAAGAGGCGGGGGUGCUGCUGCUGCGGCCCCGGGGCCCCUUGGCUGCAGAGCGGGAGCCGGGCCUCGCCCUCGCGCCGUCGCUGGACCUGGCUGACUGGCGCUCCCGCGUCCGCCGCGAUGCGCAGCACUUCCUGUGCUUGUGCGCGCACCUCGACUGCACCCCGGACAUCUGGGCGCUGCACGACUGGAGCUGUUGGUUCACGCCCUUCAGGAACUCCGACGUCCUCCGCUUCGAGACCUUGUUCUUCCUGUGCUGCCUGCGAGAGCCGCCCCAGGUCCUCUCGGACUCGGGAGAGAUAGUGAACUGCCAGUGGUUAUCUCCGUUAGAGGCAACUGAAAGUUUCCUGUCAGAGAAGAUUUGGUUUGCACCCCCACAGUUCUACGAAAUAAGAAGACUAGAAAACUUCAGCUCUCUCUCUGACUUGCACAGAUUUUGUGUGGAUCGUGAAUUAGAAGGGGCGGAAAGUUGGCUGCCCAUCUUGUUAAUAACUGCUGAUAGGUUGAUCCAGCUUUUACCAGGAGAUGAGAUGUGUGAAGAUGUACACUAUUUAGAAAAUACUCUGGUCACUGAAAAAAAGAGUGAAGACAUCACUAAGGAGGGCAAGAGAUGGCACCGGAUAGUGAUCAAUGGCUGGCAUGAUUACGACAUCCAUGUGACCGUUCAGUCAAAAUAUAAACACAUUUAUCCCAAGAACUUCGUAGUGAGUAAAAGCCGUUUGUAGAGCACUCCUUCUUUGGAGUGCUGAUGAAAACAGGUUUGACUAGCUUGGCUUGGAACUCCAGGAGCUUCGUGCCUGUAGAAUUCUAGAACAGUCCUGCAGAUUUCAAGUGUGUUGUGGAGCGCUUUAUCUCACUCAUUAAUCCUUACAGCAUCGCAUGAGUCAAAGUAUUAAUGACCUUGUUACCAAAAUGAGAAAAGACAUUUACAAGGGCUUCUACUUGUGGACUCUUUUAUAAUCGAGAGUGUAAAUAAGAUGGAUGAACACUUUGCUUGCUGUGCCAGGAGAUUGAUCCACAAAUUCCUUGGACUUUCUAUUGGAAUUAAUUUCAGGGUGUCUGAUUAGAACGAUGGCGAACAGUACACGAAGAUGACCUUCAUGUGACAGUGUCUUUUUUUUUAAAUGAUUUCAGCUUGAUGAUUAAAAUACAGCAUGAGUUAUUAGGUUUACCAAAUUGGAAAUUAUUUUAGUGACCAUUUUAAAGAAAUACACCAUAAUAAAAGCAUAAUUAUUUUUA